Molecule: messenger RNA, 366 nt
Organism: Diaporthe amygdali
Lineage: Eukaryota; Fungi; Ascomycota; Sordariomycetes; Diaporthales; Diaporthaceae
Exons: 5
Coding region: 1-366 (121 amino acids)
Source: RefSeq, a predicted model, not a curated record
AUGCUGUCCACCAUCCUUGCCGCGGCUUCCAUUGCCGUGAUGGGACCCGAGUCCUCGUCUCAGUUCUUCAAUAUCAAUGGCAGCAUCCAGUCCACCAACACCAGCCUGUAUCUCAACGUCGGCAGCGACAGCACCUCGUACAAGACCCUGACGUUCGGCACGGCCGCGUCGACGAGCGCGUGGGCCCUGGAGGGGGACACGAUCAUCACGGCGCAGAGCAGCAGCUGGGGACGGCUUGGACGGAAGCUAUUGGCAGGUCUACCUGCAGACGGGGAGUGCGACGCCGAGUGGGGUGACUUGCAGCAAUUACCAGUCGCUGCAUUUGCCUUGCCUUUGCUGAGCGUGGGAGACGGAUACGCCACAUAA